UAUCGUCGCUGCGCGUGCAAGACCGCGUAAGAGCACUUUGUAAAUACCGCGUAACAGCAAAACGCGCAAAAUUGAAAUAUCGUGCCUAUCGACUCUAAAGGCCUAUUAUUAGCUACUAGACUUCAUGUGAUUGGAAUUAUCCAAUCAGAAACGUCUGUAGGGCUAUCGAAGCAAUACCGCGGAACAGUAGGAGGUCUGAAGUUGGAAGUAAGCGCGCGUAUUAUCAGCGGCCGCGAGUAAAAUGUAACACGAUUAGUGUGUCCUCCCGAAAAUAAUUAUUUUUACGUGAAUAACCAGCAUAUAAAUCCUUGCAUUCUCAAGUUAUUAAGUACCCAAAUGAUGGAAGACCAAGAAAACUCUAUUUUAGAAGAUGCGGAUAUUAAUAAAGACGUCGUGACUUUGCGAGAGCUAGCUGAAAGGCGAAAAAUAUUGUUAAAGAAGAAGAGAGCAAUUUUAAAUAGAUUUAAUUAUCAAAAUCAGCCAGUUAUACAACCAAAAUCUAGACCUUUGUCUGAGAAUCAAAAUUUACCACCAGAGAUACCUUUGUCUGAGAAUGAAAGUUUACCUUUGUCUGAGAAUUUAACUUCCGAGUUUACUACAAUGACAACGAUUUUGAACCCUCUAGAUUCGAUGCAAAAUGAAUACAUGCCUACGGCGAAUGAUGUAGCAGAAAAUCUAAUGACUAAUAACAUUGAUUUUACGUCUGACGAUCAUUCUUUUGUUAAUUUAUCAGACAUUACAAACUUAAAGCCAUUAUCGCCAGAUUGUGUAGAGUGGUUUCCAGAAAGAGAAAUGGAAGAAAAUAAAAAAUAUAGAAAAAAACGCAAAGGAGAUCAGAAUAAUUGGAAGAGAAUGAAAAAUAAGAGACAGAGAAUGAUGGGAAAAGAGUACAUUGGAUUUAAAAAAGAGGGCAAUAAAUUUGUUCAGAACGAUCCUAAGCCAGCAAGAGAAAUGGGUCCAUUAUGUAUGUCAACAAAAUGCUUCGGUGGUAAAGCUAUGUACUGUUCAAAAUUAACAGAAGAAGUUCGAUCAGAAAUAUUUAAUAACUACUGGAAGAUGACUUGGCAAGAAAAAAAAAUGUAUAUAUCUUCAAUGGUGGAUAAAAAACCAACAUGUAGAAAAACCAAGGACUCAAAUUCAAGACGAAGUGAUACUAAAAUUUACUAUCUAAAAGUUAAUGAUAAAAAAGAAAGAGUUUGCUUACAGACAUUUUUGGCAACACUGGGCAUAAAAGAAUGGACAGUUCGCUAUUGGCUUGGAGAAAGGAUGAAACAAAAAACAACAGAAGUCAUAGAAAAAGAACCCAAAAGAGAAUUAGCUAAAAAAUAUUUAACUCUACUACCGAAACUACCGUCCCAUUACUGCAGACAAUCUACUUCAAAGUUAUACUUAGAACCCAUCAUACAAUCAAAAUCACAGUUGUAUCGCCUUUAUGUCGACUACUCGGCUUCAGAAAAUAAACCUGUGGCAUCUAGAAAAGUAUUUGAAAGCGUUUUGUUUGAGGAGAAUAUUGGAUUGUUUCAACCAAAAAAGAAUGCUUGCGACCUGUGCUGCGCACACAAAGUUGGCAAUUUAUCAGAUGAGCAGUAUGCUAAACAUAUUGAACGAAAAGACUUAGCUAGAGCUGAACCUAUGCAAAACUUUUAAUUAAUAAUAAAUUGUUAUUAUUUCUUAGUUUUAGAUAAUUAUUUUGAUCUCUCUCAUAAGAAGUCUGAAAUCUUAUAAUAAGAUCUCUAUUAAAAAACAGAAUAGUAGUAAUAUCCUUUCAUAAACUGAUUUUGAUAAUACAUCAUAUUUUUCUAAAAUUAUAUUGAUUAAGAUUUGUUUUUUGUCAUAAUAAAUACAACCUUUACUAAAUUGUUUUAUUUAAAAACCGCGUACCUAAGAAAAGUAUACUACUUAUUUUGUAAUUAGUUAAAGCAUAACCGCGUAAAUGACUUUACACAAAAUCUAAACCAUUUACGAGUAGAUUUACGUUAUAUUCCAAUGAGGGAAGUUAUAAAGAACUAACUGUCAAGUUCAGUCGGUAAUAAGAAUUGAAAUCGCUGAGAUAAUUAAUUUUUUCUUCCUCCUGUAAAAUCAUCUAAAAGCAAAUACGCGGUCUUUACAAGUUGCACUUACGCGGUCUCGCACGCGCAGCGAC
Amyelois transitella is the source of this 2143-nucleotide messenger RNA. RefSeq lists its product as uncharacterized. The transcript is spliced from 2 exons. Lineage: Eukaryota; Metazoa; Arthropoda; Insecta; Lepidoptera; Pyralidae. The record is from RefSeq and is a predicted model, not a curated record. Bases 337 to 1647 code for a protein of 436 amino acids.